This is a messenger RNA of Synchiropus splendidus (mandarinfish), 3315 nucleotides long. Its product is annotated as terminal nucleotidyltransferase 5A-like. Gene Ontology annotation, biological process: mRNA stabilization. Lineage: Eukaryota; Metazoa; Chordata; Actinopteri; Syngnathiformes; Callionymidae. The transcript has 2 exons. The coding region runs from base 461 to 1690 and encodes 409 amino acids. Gene Ontology annotation, molecular function: RNA binding; poly(A) RNA polymerase activity. The record is from RefSeq and is a predicted model, not a curated record.
AGUCCAGUCUGUGCAGCAGCUGUGGAUGUGCAUCGGACCUUUGUGGCGGCGUCAAGUCGAAGCAACCAGGAAGAGUUUUGGCCAAGAUGUAAGACUUUGAACACCAUUUCCCGCUGCCUGGAUCACGGUGCGCACACAGAGCAGUGAAGUGAGCAGCGCGCAGCUGGAGCGUCUGUGCGUAAAAGUGACCCAAAGAGGACAGAAGUUCUGGAGCGAUGGCUCCGUAAGAAAACUUUUUAGCCCGUAAACUUUUUUUGGACGGCAGACGCUCUCGACGUGAGCUUGUCUGGACUUUAUGUAAGAAGUAGGACAAGACUAACGCCGCCCAGCUGGUUCCAUCCGUCUUUCCGUGAUGACAAACGGCCCCGAAGGUUGGUUACUGUGCAGAUAAUAGUCGCCAUAAACUCCACUCGGAGUUUUGGGAAAGUUUUUCUCGCCUUGCAGUCCGCCUCUGACCGUCAUGGAGGAGAACGUUGCGAGCUACAGGGCGGACGGGGAGAGCAUCAAUCUGAGUGUGCUGAAUUGGGACCAAGUGCAGCGGCUGGACGCCAUCCUCACCGGCUCCAUCCCCAUCCACGGCCGCUGGAGCUUCCCCACGCUGGAGGUGAAGCCGCGGGACAUCGUCAAGGUGGUGCGGAGUCGCCUGGAGGAGAGGCGGAUCCAGGUCCGGGAAGUGCGGCUGAACGGGUCCGCCGCCAGCUACGUCCUGCACGAGGACAGCGGUCUGGGCUGGAAGGACCUGGACCUGAUAUUCUGUGCUGACUUGAAGGGAGAAAUGGAGUUCCAGAUUGUUAAAGAUAUCGUGCUGGACUCCCUGCUGGACUUCUUACCUGAGGGAGUGAACAAGGAAAAGAUCACACCUGUCACCUUAAAGGAGGCCUACGUGCAGAAGAUGGUGAAGGUCUGCAAUGACUCAGACCGCUGGAGUCUCAUCUCGCUCUCCAACAACCGCGGCAAAAACGUGGAGCUCAAGUUCGUGGACUCCCUGCGGCGACAGUUUGAGUUCAGCGUGGACUCCUUUCAGAUCCGUCUGGAUUCCCUCCUGCUCUUCUACGAGUGCUCCGAGCAUCCCAUGGCUGCCACCUUUCACCCCACGAUCCUCGGCGAGAGCGUCUACGGCGAUUUCCCUACCGCGCUCGACCACCUUCGCAAGCGCCUCAUCUGCACUCGCAGCCCGGAGGAGAUCCGAGGCGGGGGUUUGCUCAAGUACUGCCACCUGCUGGUGCGCGGCUUCCGCGCCGCGUCCGACUCAGAGAUGAAACUGCUGCAGCGCUACAUGUGCUCACGUUUCUUUAUAGACUUCCCUGAUGUGUGCGAACAACGGAGAAAGCUGGAGUCUUAUUUGCAGAACCACUUUGAGGACCUGGAGGACAGGAAGUACGACUACCUGGCUAUGUUGUACGACGUGGUGCAGGAGAGCACGGUGUGUCUCAUGGGCCACGAGCGGCGGCAGACGCUCAGCCUCAUCUCCUCGCUCGCACUGCGGGUUCUAGCCGAGCAGAACGCCAUUCCCAACGCAGCCAAUGUCACCUGCUUCUACCAGCCGGCUCCUUACGUCUCCAAUGGCAACUUCAGCAACUAUUAUGUGGCGCAGGUGCAACCCAUCUACUCCUGCCCGCCGUCGCCGCCUCAGCAGUACAUCCAACCAACACAACACCCCAUGUACGCCCCCUGGUUACCCUGUAACUGAACCUCAGGCUGGGCUGCGAGACGGGGAUCCCACAAUAGAAGGGAAAUGAAGCAAAGAGAUGAAGUAAAAGAUGAGCAGGAGGUUACCGGAGGAUAAUGAACCUGCACGGCGGCGGAGAGCCAGAGAAAGGCUUUUCCUCAGCGUCCGCCGUCACAGCAGGGGGUAGCUGCGCCAACAUGGACAUUUCUACUGUCUUCAUUGUCCUGUAUGACGCUGGCUGAUGUUGUUACAUCACACCAUCUGACAUUUUGAUGAGCACGCUCUCUCCGUCGCUACCAAAUGAGGAACUAGUCACUGUUUACAAAUCCAAAGUUCUGCUUUGAAAACAAAGCAUGAGAAACAACGAAUCAAUGCACGUUUUAUUUCUAUUCAGGAAUAAUUGUUUAAGUGCCUAGAAAUAUUCUGGUGACAUCCUAGAGAAUAGCUGAAUGACCAUGGAGAACAUGAAUGUAAACAGACCAGUGACCCAUAUGGCGUGAGGUCGGUUACAUGGAGGGAGUUUCUUCUUCUUUAAUAGGCCAAAAAUCAACCUGAAAUGAACUAAAUAAAGGGCCUGUUCGUGUCUGCUGUCCAGUAAAAGCAAAGCAAAUUCUCAUGAAACAAAAAGAGGAAGCAAAAACACAUAUAUCAUAAAGAGAGUACGCAGGGGAAGGGCUGGGCUACAGUAAAAAUAUAGCUGGCAAAUAUGAUGUACAGAAUUAAGUUGUUUGCAGGGUGCACAUAUGAGAGCUUAAGUUAUUCAAAGAUCUGCUGUAUGAUGUAUGCAUGGAUAAGUAUAAGAGGUGGUCAGGCUGGUACUUAAAAAGAAGAAAUGCACUGAGCGCUUAUUUAAGAAUGUAGUUUCAACACUUCCAAAAACGCUUUUUGGCUGUGUGCUGAAGUUUCGACUUCAGCGUAUACAAACUGAAAAGUGCCCUGUGGAGACUUCCUGGAAACUUGGUUCUGUUUACACUCAAUAUACAUUCAAAUGCAGUGUUUAUCAGAGAGUCUUUCCAUUAAAUAUUUUCAUGAAAAAUGUGAUGUAAAAUUAUAUAUUUUAAGUGGGAAUUUGAUUUUUUUUUUCCGUUGAAUUGAAUUGAAUUGAAGUGGCGGCUUUGGAUUGUUCAGUGAGGACAAGCUGUUUGUGUAAGCAGGAACUUAAAACACUUAUUUUAGUAACCCGAAAAACUCCAAAGAUGUUGCAAGACACGGCCAAAGUUUUGCUUGAGGAGGUGAGAGGGACGUUAUCUCUUGCUGUUGCAAAAGAUCGUUGCAAAUCAAACUGACUAUUUUGACUUCACAAAAAAACGCCAGUGAGAAUCAGAGUGAUGUUUUCUGCAUCUUCAGCUCGGAAUAUGAAACAUUAAGCAGAUCUCUUAUUUUUCUAUCAGUCUCUAUUUUUGUACAGUUUGUGUUUGGCUCAUAUAGCACGCAGGUCCAAAGCUUUUUGAGUCCAUUUUUGUUUUCUUGUUGUGAUUUUUGUUUCUCUAACGAUGAGCUUCUGGAUUCCGGCUUUCACUGUUUCACUGUAAAUGUAUGGUUUUUACCUGCCCUCCUGGCGUGGACUGGGGAUAUUGAAAACUGUGUUCAAGUUGACCAACUUUCUAAAUAAUUAAAGAGGAAAAAAAAGGAUGACGCCUGUCAGU